AAUGGAGCAGUGUUUUCCAAAGUCAGAGGAAGCCAGUCAGGCCAAGGCGGCACGAGAUGGCAUGUGGUUAGGAAGUUCCUAGGCUUAACAGCCAGUCACAACAUACAAGUGUACUUGAUUGAUCCUUUGAUUCUGGGACUGCUCGAUAAAGACAUUGAACAGAUCAGAAGUUCUCCCGAUGGCCCUAGUCCAGAAUGCAAGUACUUUUGUGCUCCAGGAGACUUCACUACAUUUGCACUACUGGACAAAAUGUGGAAACAUGAAGUGGGCCUUUUUAGAACUGCUGAGAAAAUGGGGUUCCAGUGGCUAAAGAUUAUAAAUAAGGACCCUCGUUUGGAUGGAAUGGAUGACUUGUCUGGGACUGAAAUUCCUUUGCACUACAUAUUUAAACUAGCAUCUCAUGCCAUCCACCUUGUGGUCUUCUAUGAGAGGAGCGGCAAUUAUCUCUGGCACGGCCCUUUGAGACUAAAGCAACACAUGGACAGGAAAUUUGUGCCUUUCCGGAAACUCCACUUCGGUCGCUACCCUGGGGCGUAUGAAAAGCCAGAACUUCUGCUUGUUUCCAUUGAUGACUUAAAAAUUCAAAUUCCAAAAAAUCCAUCCACUUUUCUAGAGGAGAUGUUACACUCUAGGUUUCUUGAAUGUAGGUACAGAGAAGCUCGGGCUUUCUUUCAGCUGUAUCCUGAUGAUGCCUCUCUUGAUGCAGUGGAGUUCAGAAAAAAAGCAAAGGCUUUGCUCCAUCUGGCUGCCUUGACACUGAAUACUUUAGGAGUAAAGUUCUGGCUGAGCAGUGGAACGUGUCUUGGCUGGUAUAGACAGUGCAAUGUCAUUCCUCACAGCAAAGAUGUGGAUUUGGGAAUCUUUAUAACAGACUACAAAGCAGAUAUCAUUCCAGCCUUUCAGAAAGCAGGGUUACCACUGAAGCACAAGUUUGGCAAGGUAGAAGAUAGCUUGGAGCUUUCUUUUCAGGGAGAUGAUGUGAAACUUGAUAUUUUUUUCUUCUAUGAAGAGGAUGACCACAUAUGGAAUGGAGGAACUCAGGCUAAAUCUGGCAAGAAAUUUAAGUAUCUCUUCCCAAAGUUCACUCUGUGUUGGACUGAGUUUGUAGAACUCAGGGUACACGUGCCCUGCGAAACCCUUCAGUACGUUGAAGCCAACUACGGCCCAGACUGGAAGGUUCCUGUGAAGAUGUGGGACUGGAAGAGCUCACCAUCCAACGUGCAGGACAAUGGUGUCUGGCCCGUCGAUGAAUGGGAUGACGUCAUUCAAAUCUACUGA
This is a messenger RNA of Merops nubicus (carmine bee-eater), 1278 nucleotides long. RefSeq names its product fukutin (gene FKTN). The record is from RefSeq and is a predicted model, not a curated record. The transcript is spliced from 8 exons. Lineage: Eukaryota; Metazoa; Chordata; Aves; Coraciiformes; Meropidae. Gene Ontology annotation, cellular component: Golgi membrane. The annotation marks the transcript as partial.